Molecule: messenger RNA, 759 nt
Organism: Cooperia oncophora
Lineage: Eukaryota; Metazoa; Nematoda; Chromadorea; Rhabditida; Trichostrongylidae
Source: the annotation of a GenBank genome assembly
AUGCAGACUGUCGCAGCUCGCUCAGCUUCCUCGCGAAGAUUUUCGUCCGGUGAUAGGGUGCCAUUGGACACUCCCACUGAACUUGACACGUCGCUAACUGUAUGCAGUGGAGCAUUGUAUGGAGAACUAGCGAUCAGGACAAAAGAGUUCUGCUCAAAGAAUAUCUUCCGAGAUGUAGAGAGUUGCUCAAAGCCACGGGUACGUCAUGCGAUGGCUAUAGCAUUGCAGCAGAUGUGUCAGACUGAUGCAUCCACAGUGUGGUCCGAGGCGGAGAGCGCAUGCCGAUCCGCCCUCACAGCUGCAUUCACCGCCGAAACUCCUGUUGCAUGUGCUGCUCUACGCGCUGCUGCGCACGUUCUGAUCAGUCAAAGCCCAAGCAUCGAUCGAGAUCUUCUGGCAGCUUUGGGUCGAUCGCUCAGCCAUCAGUCAGUUGAAGUACGACGGGUGUCUGCAGUGGUACUUGGCCAUGUGCUCCAUUCCUCUCCAGAGCAACUUGACAGCGAACUUCUCAAAUUGAUUGUUCCACAUUUGGCGAACGGGGCCAAGGAGAGUAACACAGCUGUUCGGUCGGCAUCUGAGCUCGCAUUGGUGUACGCAUUUCAUUUCAUUGAAAGUCAGGAUGGCUUUAACAAGUACCUGCAAUCGGUUGAGGGAGCAGCAAAGAUGGUCCUGAAUGAGCUGCAGCCAGCACUACGUCGAGUGGUCAAGAACGCCGAUAUGGCACUUGAACCCAUCAAUACAAUUUUGUCUGUUAAUUAA